UCCAUUCCAUUCCAGGGGGGCGAUCCACCCCGGGUCGCGCUCAGCCGGCGAUCGCGAUUCCAACGGUCGGUGGACAAAGCAGAAAGGGGCGGGGACUUGAAUCUGUCUCAAACUCUACAAAGACACGCAGGAGACUGGAAGAGCUCAGCAAGCAAGGCAGCAUCAGGAAGUGGAGAAGUCAACGUUUUGGGUGUAACCCUUCUUCAGGACUGGAGGUGGGGAUCGUGAAGAGCAACGGCACUGAGCAUUAGAAUUAUAGUACUUUGAACAGUACAUAGUACUUACUGAACUUUGUAUCAGUAAGUAAAAAGGCUUUCGUUCUCCUGGACCAGCACAUCAAGUCAACAUAAGCAGGACAGAAAUUAUGUUCUACAUCUCCAGGACUGUUUUGACGCAUGCUGUUCUGACAGCAAGAAGUAUGCACAGAUUGAUUGGGUUCGCAAAAGUGAGUGUGUCAAACAGUUUGUUUGCUAGAUCCCAGCAACACAAGAGCUUAAGUGUAUCAGCCAAAACCAGCGCACCAAAGGUACAAACAUAUAGCUAUGUAAUAGUGGGAGCAGGUUCUGCAGGAUGUGUCUUGGCCAAUCGUCUGUCAGAAGAUCCUGAUAUUUCGGUGCUGCUUUUGGAAGCUGGACCUAAAGAUACAAUAUGGAACAGCAAGAGACUAAUGUGGAAAAUCCAUAUGCCAGCUGCUUUGAUAUACAAUCUAUGUGAUGACAAGUACAACUGGUAUUAUCAUACUGUAGCUCAGAAACAUAUGAAUAACCGUGUAAUGUAUUGGCCCAGAGGUCGUGUUUGGGGAGGAUCCUCUUCAUUGAAUGCAAUGGUCUAUAUCCGUGGACAUGCAGAGGAUUAUAAUCGUUGGGAAAGACAAGGUGCUACUGGUUGGGAUUAUGAUCACUGCCUUCCUUAUUUUAGGAAGGCUCAAUGUCAUGAGCUUGGAGCUGACAGGUAUAGAGGAGGAAAUGGACUAUUACAUGUAUCACGUGGAAAAACAAACCAUCCUCUUCAUAGCACUUUCCUUGAAGCUGGGCAACAAGCUGGCUACCCAUUUACUGAUGACAUGAAUGGAUUUCAGCAAGAGGGUGUCGGUUGGAUGGAUAUGACAAUUUACAAAGGAAAAAGAUGGAGUGCGGCCAGUGCUUACUUGCACCCUGCUUUGUUACGCAGGAACCUAACAGCAGAAGAGAAAACCUUUGUAACAAAAAUUUUAUUUGAUGGCACCAAAGCCAUUGGAGUUGAAUUCAUUCAAGCUGGAUUACCAAUAAAGGUCUAUGCCACAAAAGACGUAAUCCUAAGUGGAGGUUCAAUAAACUCACCCCAGCUUCUUAUGUUGUCUGGCAUUGGUAACGCAGAUGACCUCAAAGAAUUGGGAAUUCCUAUUGUUUGCCACCUUCCUGGUGUUGGCCAGAAUCUGCAAGACCAUCUGGAAUUGUAUGUACAGCAACAAUGUACUGAACCUAUUACUCUAUACCAAUCUCAGAAAUCAUUCAAGAUGAUCAAGAUUGGCCUGGAAUGGCUUUGGAAAUUCACAGGUGAAGCUGCGACUGCUCACUUAGAAACUGGUGGGUUUAUCAGAAGUCAUCCUGGGGCAACUCAUCCUGAUAUUCAGUUCCAUUUUUUGCCAUCACAGGUGAUAGAUCAUGGACGUGUUGCGCCUAACAUGGAGGCUUAUCAGGUUCAUGUGGGCCCAAUGAGACCCACAAGUGUGGGUUGGAUGAAGCUCAAGAGUACAAACCCCAAAGACCAUCCAGUUAUUGAACCAAACUAUUUAUCGACAGAAACUGAUGUCCUGGAACUCCGUGAAUCAGUGAAGCUAAGCAGGGAAAUUUUUGCCCAAAAGGCAUUUGAUAGAUUCCGUGGUCCAGAGAUCACACCUGGAAGCCAUAUCCAAACAGAUAAGGAAAUUGAUGCAUUUGUGAGAGAAAAAGCUGACAGUGCCUACCAUCCAUCAUGUACCUGUAAAAUGGGCCAACCUUCUGAUCCCAUGGCAGUUGUUGACCCCGAGACUAGAGUUAUAGGGGUAGAGAACCUGCGGGUUGUUGAUUCUUCGAUAAUGCCAAGUGUUGUUAGUGGCAAUUUAAAUGCCCCUACAAUCAUGUUGGCUGAGAAGGCUGCUGACAUCAUCAAGGGGUGUCCGGCACUUUGUGACAAGGACGUUCCUGUUUAUAAACACAAAUCUUAACUUUUGACAAUGCAAAGGUGACACAGAUUUAAAUUCUCUCCUUUUGCGUGAGGAAAAAAAUGAUUUUUUAACCAAUGGACAAAAGGUAGAAUAUUUAAAAUUGUACUCAAUAAAAUGUGAAACCCCCCAAA
Molecule: messenger RNA, 2316 nt
Organism: Chiloscyllium plagiosum (whitespotted bambooshark)
Lineage: Eukaryota; Metazoa; Chordata; Chondrichthyes; Orectolobiformes; Hemiscylliidae
Gene: chdh
Product: choline dehydrogenase
Cellular component (GO): mitochondrial inner membrane
Molecular function (GO): choline dehydrogenase activity; flavin adenine dinucleotide binding
Source: RefSeq, a predicted model, not a curated record